AUGGCACCCUUCUUUAACAAGCGCGCUAAAGAGGACCAGCCUCAGUCUAGCCAGCCCAAAAAGACGCUCCCUCCUCCUAAACCCGAAGAACCUACAUACAAGACGAGUGCACAGCUUACCCAAAUGUUCCCUCCACGUCCGACAUUUACCGAGAAGGACAUCACUUUUCAGAAAGGCCGCGUCUUCCUCGUAACCGGUGGCACUUCAGGAAUCGGUUUCGAGCUCGCCAAGAUCCUCUACGCCAGAGGUGGCACCGUAUACAUCACAGGCCGGACGGAGGAGAAGGCGAAGGAAGCCGUUCAGAAGAUCCAGUCCUCUGUCGGCGAACGCGACGGCCAAAUCGACUAUAUCGUUCUCAAACUCGACGACCUAACCUCCAUCCGAGAAUCGGCCGAUGCAUUCAUGGAGAAGGAGUCCAAGCUCGAUGUGCUUUGGAACAACGCCGGCGUUGCCCAGCCUCCUGUGGGCGUUUUGUCGAAGCAGGGAUUAGAACUUCAGCUCGCUACCAACUGCCUCGGGCCUUUUCUGUUCACACAGAUGAUGAUCCCUCUUCUCGAUGCGGCCGUUGCACUGAACGGCCCGGCUUUCCCUGGCUCAGUGAGGGUGGUCUGGCUGAGUGAUCAGGUCGUUGAACUCAAUUCGCCUCUGGAGGGUAUCGUCAUGAAGGAGCUGAGUAACCCUCCACAAGACAACGCUCGCAACUACCUCAACUCGAAGACCGGAACCUGGUUUUUGGCAACCGAGUUUGCACGCCGAUACGGUCAAGGACACGGCAUUGUCAGCGUGGCAAUGCACCCUGGUGCCGCCAGCACCAACCUUCUCAGACACGCGGGAUGGACGAAGGUCCUCAAGGGGCCGUUGUUGCAUAGCCCGAGGCUGGCUGCCCUCACCGAAUUGUAUGCUGGUCUAUCGUCGGAUAUCAACCUCGAGAACAACGGUUGUUACGUGAUUCCAUGGGGCCGCAUUCAUACCACCGUCGCCCCCCAUCUGAUGAACGCGAUGAGGUCCAAGGAGGUCGGUGGAACAGGAAGGGCACAACAAUUCUGGGAUUUCUGCGACGACAAGACCAAGGAUUAUCACUAA
This is a messenger RNA of Aspergillus mulundensis, 1083 nucleotides long. RefSeq lists its product as uncharacterized. The coding region runs from base 1 to 1083 and encodes 360 amino acids. The transcript has a single exon. The record is from RefSeq and is a predicted model, not a curated record. Lineage: Eukaryota; Fungi; Ascomycota; Eurotiomycetes; Eurotiales; Aspergillaceae.